AUGACUUCCUUCAAACCUAUUGACUCCAAAAAAGAGGAGUUCAGAAAGUAUUUAGAAAAAGUUGGAAUCAUGGAUGUUCUAACUAAAGCUUUGGUGAGCCUAUAUGAAGAACCAGAAAAACCAGAUGAUGCCUUGGACUUUUUGAGACAACACCUACUUGGCAAAUCAUCAGAAAGCGUCGAGUUGGAAGCUCUCAGACUCGAGCUCUGUGAGUUAAAGGUGAGGUAUGCUCAACUGCAGGAAGAGCAUAUCGAUGUCGUCAGUAAGCUUUCAAAAUAUGAGAUGACAGAGGCAAUGGCAAAGACAACACCAUCGACCCCACCACAUGUUCGUGCCCCAUCAUCUCCUAAUCAAGAACCAACUGAUCCUAAUCAGAACAUAGAUGAUAAUCAGGCGUUCCCGGCCAAAGACAGUACGGAAUUGACAAGCACCGAGAGUGCUACCUCUUCUUUGUAA
Molecule: messenger RNA, 456 nt
Organism: Helobdella robusta
Lineage: Eukaryota; Metazoa; Annelida; Clitellata; Rhynchobdellida; Glossiphoniidae
Exons: 5
Coding region: 1-456 (151 amino acids)
Biological process (GO): regulation of DNA-templated transcription
Cellular component (GO): nucleus
Molecular function (GO): transcription coactivator activity
Source: RefSeq, a predicted model, not a curated record